GACGCGCUCGAUAUAUCUUCCGGACCUCACUUCAGGUCCCGAGCCGCAACCCGAAAGCUCCCGAGGAAGUGACGGAAAGUCCCGAACGCCCACUUUCCCGGGUGCGCGAAUGGCUGCCGGCGCGGACCGAACGAGGCCGGGAAAGAGCCGAGGCGGGGACUUUCCGGGAUGGCGAAGGCUGCAGAGCGGCUCCGGAAAGAAGCCGAAGGCCCUGAUGCUCGAGAACCUCCAGAAGCACUCAACCCUGCACGCCACCUUCCAGCCCAACUCCCAGAUCGGCGAGGAAAUGAGCCAGAACAGCUUCAUCAAGCAAUACCUGGAGAAGCAGCAUGAGCUGCUGCAGCAGCGGCUGCAGAGAGAGGCGCGGGAGGCAGCUGAACUGGAGGCCUCUGGGAAGAGUUACCCCAUCUCCCGGGAGAGAAACGACUCUGACGAGGAGGGGACCAGGAGGCAGGAGCGCCGCUCCACCCGGGUCAGGCAGGUCAGUGCUGCAGGAAGUGGAACAGCUGUGACUCCAGCCCCCGAGGAGAAGGGGGAGCCCAGCCUGCCAGACCCCCAGGAAAAGGGGGAGUCCAGCCCAAUGGCCCCCCAGAAGGAGGAGGAGCCCAGCCUGCCAGCUCCCCACGAGAAGGGGGAGUUCAGCCUGCCAGCCCCUCACAAGAAGAGGAAGUCCAGCCUAACAGCCCCCCACGAGAAGGGGGAGCCCAGCCUACUGGCCCCCCACGGGAAGGGGGAGCCCAGCCCACCAGCCCCCCAGGCAAAGGGGGAGGCCAGCCCACCGGCCCACCAGGAGAAGGGGCAGCCCAGCCCAACGGCUCCCCUGCUGGAGGAUUCCCCAGAGAAGAAGGGAGUGGCUGGACUCCAGGAAGACAAGGGGGUCCCCGAGGAGGAGGCAGAGGAGCCCCCUGAGAUCUCACAAGAAGGGGGGGUGGCUGCAACCGCCAGCUCCCCAGCCCCUCCCCAGCUGUCGGAAGGGGAGGCACCAAUGGCCCCCCCUGAGGAGGAUGAGCCCCCUCCCCCACUGCUGACCAAGGAGGCCCCCCCCAGUCAGAAAAGGCCAGCAGGGACCCACCCAGCAUCACCUUCCCCUCCCCCCCAGCGCCGGCGGAGGGGUGGGUCCGACUCAGACUCCGACUCAGACUCCACUUCCUCCGGAUCCCGCUCCAGCCGUUCCGAGUCGCCCACCAGGAAGCACCAGGCCUCAUGCUCCAGCUCCAGCAGCAGCAGAAAGUCGCACAGCCCUGACGCCGGCCCCAGCUCCCCACACACCAAAGAGCCCUCCCCAGCAAGACAGCAGGAAGCGCCGGAGAGUCCCAUGGCAGAGGACAGACCGGCCCCCCAGAGACGCCUCAGCCACGGGCACCGGCACAGCCCGUCGUCGCAGCAGGGCGGCUCAGAGACCCCGGGGGGCCCAGCCAGGGCAGUGCACACGGGGGACCCGCCGCGCCAGGCAGAGCAGAGGCAGCGUGAGAGCGCCGCCGCUGCCCCGCGCCCGGUCGCAGCCCUGAGCCGCCAUCGCGCCGCCAUCGCCAUGCCGGGCCCGCGGGCCGCGUGCCCCCAGGCCCCGUACGAGAGCACCCCCGACGAGGGGCCCGAGGACGGAGAGGGAGAAGAGGUAGCAUGGCGGGGCGCCCUGUGGGCUGAUGGGCAGGUGGAUGGAGGCCUCCAGCUGCACCCUGGGGACUACGCCGUCAAGGACCUCCGGCCCCCGGGCGUUUCAGCUGCGAGCCCUGGGGUCUCUGCUGCCCUGGGACUCGCUCCAACGGACCUCCGGUCCCUCCCGGGCGUCAGCUGCGGCCCCUGGGGUCUCUGCUGCCCCAUGAGGAACUCGCUCAAGGACCUCCCGGCCCCCGGGCGUCAGCUGCGGCCCCUGGUUCCUCCGCCACCACCUUGUCUCUUGCCGCGCCCCGCCCGCCCCUCCAAACCUGGGAGGGUGCAUUGCGAUUGGACCGGCCGUUGCCAUAGCUACCCUGGGCACAGCGGUGCGAUUGGCCGACGAAGGACGCCCCAGGCCACGGCGCAGCACAAGGCCUUCAAGAGGAAGAUCUCCGUUGUGUCAGCGGCCAAGGGGGCAGCGGCAGGGAACAGUGACACGGAGGGCAGCCAGUCGGGGGGGCGCAAGCGGCGCUGGGGGUCCAGCACGGCUGCCACCCAGAAGAAGCCGUCCAUCAGCAUCACCACCGAGUCGCUUAAGAGCCUGAUCCCUGAGAUGAAGCCGGUGGCAGGGCAGGAGGCAGUGGUGGAUCUGCACGCCGAAGACUCCCGCAUUUCAGAGGAUGAGGGGGAGCGCCAUGGGGAGCCGCCGGCCCACGAGAAGGGGCUGAAGAUCUGCCGGACCGUCACGCAGGUGGUGCCAGCCGAGGGGCAGGAGAAUGGGCAGGGCGAGGAGGAAGAGGAGGAGGAGAAGGAGCCAGAGGAAGAGCAGCCCGAGGCCCCUCAGGUCACAGCAGAGUUGCCGUUGCCCCCACCUGUGGAGCACGAAGUCAAGAAAGUGACCACUCAGCGAACCCUGACGCGCCGCUCCAUAGCACAGCGCUCGGGCGUCUCCAUCACCAUCGACGACCCGGUGCGCACGGCCCAGCUCCCUCGCCCCCCCGUGGGAGCCUGCUCUGUCGGCCCCCGCUCAGCUCGCCUCUCCCCCGCAGGUGCGGCCUUCACGCUGGGCCAGUUGAAGGAGCUGCUGGGCCGAACAGGGACGCUUGGUGGAAGAAGCUUCUGGAACGAAAGGAUCAAAUCUUGCACUGCUACUUAUUCCACGGUGGAGGAGGCGGUGCUGACCGCACCCUGCACGAUGGGGAAAAUGGCCCAAUCCAACCCCAAGUUCCUGUGCGCCGACUUCGCCGAGCAGGACGAGCUGGACUUCCACCGGGCCUGCUUGCGGAGCGGGCGGUGGAGGCAGCAGCGGCCCCAGGGCCCGGGCCGGCCGGUGGGCGCGGGGCCGGCGCUCAGCCCCCCGGAGCCGGAGCGGGCGGUGCGGGAGCAGUGGGCGGAGGGGAAGCGGGAGAUGGAGCGGCGGGAGCGCACACGGGCCGCGGAGUGGGAUCGUGACAAGGUGCGCGAGGGGCCCCGCCGUUCCCGCGAGCGCCGCCGCAAGGAGCGCCCAAGGCCAAAGAGAAGAAGGGCGAGAAGAAAGAAGGCCCGGAGGAGCCCCGCGCAAAGCUGCUGGAACGAUCUCUUCCGCAAGACAAGGCGCCCCUUGCAUCUACUGGCUGCCUUGACCGACAUCCCAGCGAGUUUCGUGCAGAAGCAGGCGGAGCGGGCUGCCGACGCGCGGAAGCGGGACGCGCCCCGCAAGGGAGCUGGAGGAGAGGAGUUGCGUCCAGCGGGAGCGGAAGCCGCCAGGCCGGGGACAAGCGACGGGAGCACAGGGAGCCGGGGGGCUGGGGGUGCAUCCAGGGGGGCGGGCCGGCGCCGAGCGGGGGGUUUCCCGGGAGCGCCGCGAGGCCAAGAGGCAACAGCCGGAGCCGGAGCCGCAGCACCCCGGUGA
Chelonoidis abingdonii (Abingdon island giant tortoise) is the source of this 3487-nucleotide messenger RNA. The record is from RefSeq and is a predicted model, not a curated record. Lineage: Eukaryota; Metazoa; Chordata; Testudines; Testudinidae.